Molecule: messenger RNA, 697 nt
Organism: Parathielavia appendiculata
Lineage: Eukaryota; Fungi; Ascomycota; Sordariomycetes; Sordariales; Chaetomiaceae
Exons: 1
Coding region: 133-498 (121 amino acids)
Source: RefSeq, a predicted model, not a curated record
UGAACACGAUAUCGCCGACCUAGAUGAAGCGCAAUCCCAAACCAAGAAGCGACUCCGACGCGAUACCUCCGAUGCGCGCGAGCGGACCAGGCCCCUUUCUUCAAGCAGUAGCUUAGGGCCUGACCCUGAGGAAUGGUACGGCUAUGGCGACGAAAAUGCUUUGUACAAUCUCUUCGCGACCAAUCCUCCGGCACAUUUUACAACAAUAUCACAACCCCAUGGAUCCCAAGGGUUGGACGAGCCCUGGUGGGAACUGCAACGACUCUGAGAUAUUUCUCUCCCUCGAUUUCCCGACCCCCGCGAGACCGAUGCACCGGGUCCGGCGGCGGCCAAAAUACAGCACUUGGGCCAGGAAAGGCAGCAGGCGUACGCGCCAGUGGUCCGAAGGUCCAACCCAGCGUACGGAGACGGAGAUCUCACUGGGAACUCGUGCAGAGCAGCAGUGACAAAGAGGUCUUGCAUAAUACGAGAUCUACUCGACGUGGAGGGCGUGUAUGAUAAUAGCUAUGUGCUUUCCCUCUUGGGCAUGGCCAAGGCCAUUCAGCGAAUCAGCAAGCAAAGCGGUCGGAGUGCGUCGAGGUGGGCAGGGUCGCGAUAAGGUCCGAUAGGAAUGCGUCUAGGAUUACCGGAUCGGGACGGUAGCGCGUCGAGGCUGGGUGGAGAACGGUGGAUCCCAAGUGGAGCAAGGGCUAGGGGU